AUGGCGUUCUCAAGGACUUCCCUCCUCGGGGCGAUGCUCGCGUGCGCGCAAUUGGCAGCGGCGGCCCCCAACCCUGUGGCCGCCGCCCAUCCGAUGAUCACUCCUCCCCCAUCUUUCGACCGUCGAGCGCUCGAACGCCUGGAGGGCCGCGAUAUCGACUUUGGAGGCUACCUGAACUCGGUGUUCUCGUCCCUCGGCUCCGGUGUCUCCAGCUUUGUAGCGUCCGGCGUGCCGCAGUUCUUCAAUGACCUGCCAACCGGCACAGCCGUCGAGUCCAGCCUGGGCAUUUCCUCGAGCGACCUCGAUGCGUCGCCGACGCAAGCACUCAAUGUGCCGCCGUACGCAAACUGGACGGAUCAGGGGUGGAAUAUGCGGGUACACGGGAACAUUUUCAAGCAACCCAACAUCUCGCGGGAGAAGCUCAACGACCUGGCGAACGUCUUCCUCAUUGACGUCGACAUCGAGGACCUGCCCGAGGAUCAGCAGAACCAGGCGCGGAACCUGACGAGCGAGAUCUUCAUCGUGCAGCAGGACAACGAGCAGGUCAUCAUCGACAUCGUCAACGAUGCGUCUGUUGACCCCAAUACGGACAGCGGUGCGAUCAACGCAGCCGGCGGAGCACAGAAUAUCACUAUGCCUUUCAACACGACGGAUCAGGGAGAUUUCGACAGCUUCGUGAUCCUGCAGAACACCACAGGGCCAAAUGGCGGCCACCUGCUGCCAGGAAACGAGACGGAUCAGCUGCAGGUGCUGGAUCUCUGGGUCCGCGGUGCGGAGACAACGGGCAAUGCCACAGCCUACCUUGUUCCGCCGACGGGUAUCACUAUUAUUUCGGAUAUUGAUGACAUUCUUCGCGUCACAAAGAUCUACGACCCGAAGGAGGGCCUGCUCAAUUCGUUCGCCCGCCCCUUCACUCCUUGGGAGAACAUGCCUGAGAUCUAUGCCAACUGGUCCAAGUCGAUCCAGAACCUGCACUUCCAUUACCUCACGACGACACCAGAGCAGGUGACCAAGAACUACAUGGACUUUAUCUACAAGACCUAUCCGCUGGGCUCCUUCGACACCCGACCGCUCAACUUCAGCGAUGUUUCGGCGACCCUGUCGAUCCGCAAGUUCCUCCUGACCAAAGUCUUUGAGACCUUCCCGCAGCGCAAGUUCAUCCUGGUGGGGGAUACGUCCAACUCGGAUGUCAUGUCUGACUACCCCGAGCUGGUUAGCACCUUCCCCGGCCAGGUCCAGUGCAUCUUCCUCCGCAACACGAGCUCCACGGACGACAGCGACCUGUUCCCGUACAACACCAAGGGGUUCAACGGUCUCAAUCAGAGCCAAUACAUGUUCUUCAAUGUGCCGGACGACUUGACCAAUCUGGACAUCGUCAAUGGGAACUGCUACAACGCGAGCAUAGUUCAGAACGUCACGUUCCAAUUGCAGGGCCCCUACGGCCUGGGCAGUGCGGCGGGUGCGCUGACGCCGCCGAGCUGGUGGAGGAGUGUGAGCUGGGGACUUGGUCUGACGCUGCUGGUGGCGGCCAUGUCUGCUUGA
Messenger RNA from Diaporthe citri, 1542 nucleotides. RefSeq lists its product as uncharacterized. Bases 1 to 1542 code for a protein of 513 amino acids. The record is from RefSeq and is a predicted model, not a curated record. Gene Ontology annotation, molecular function: phosphatidate phosphatase activity. Gene Ontology annotation, cellular component: actin cortical patch. The transcript has 2 exons. NCBI's taxonomy places the organism in Eukaryota, Fungi, Ascomycota, Sordariomycetes, Diaporthales, Diaporthaceae.